Molecule: messenger RNA, 1437 nt
Organism: Paramecium tetraurelia
Lineage: Eukaryota; Ciliophora; Oligohymenophorea; Peniculida; Parameciidae
Exons: 3
Biological process (GO): mitotic DNA damage checkpoint signaling; protein phosphorylation
Cellular component (GO): nucleus; cytoplasm
Molecular function (GO): ATP binding; protein serine/threonine kinase activity; calcium ion binding
Source: RefSeq, a predicted model, not a curated record
AUGGGACUCUGUUCCAGUAAGACAAAAAAAGAACUUAUUAAAGAAGAUAAUAACAAUAACAAUUAAGUUGGGCAAGAAAAUAAUAGUUUUCAUGGGGGAUCAUUUGUAAACCAACUUCAAUAAAAAUCAUCGUUGGUUUAAACUCCAAUUUUCCAUCAGAAUACAGGAUCAAUAUAAUAACAAUCAAGUAAAGCCAUAUAAUAAGGGCCUGAAUUAUCAAUAAAAUAAGGGUUUUCAGAAAAUUUUCGGAUGAUAACUAAAAGUUUGGAUUAUAUAAUCGUAAAAUAAAUCAAUUCUGAUAAUUAAUAUAAGGCUUAUGUUUAUAAAAAGUAAUUUUAAGAUAGCGAGGAACUUAUUAAUAGAAUGAUUUCUAUGCCAUUGAAUCAUGAGUUUAUAAUAAAGCUUAUAGACAUAUAUGAUGAUGACUAAAAUUAUUAUGCCUUAUAUGAGCAUUAAGAAAUGAAAAAGUUCAGCGAAUAUUUAAAAAUGAAUAAACUAAGCGUAGAAAGUGCAGGUAUCAUAUUUAAUAAAAUGGUUGACAUUAUCGGAUAUCUACAUUCCGAAUCAUAUUGUCAUGGAGCAAUUCAUUUUGAUACUUUUAAUUGUGUAUAAGAUCGUUCUGAAAUCAAUUUAUUCUUAGUUCAAACAAAAAACAUAUACUUAAAAUUACCAACAAAAAUCACUUAAAAAAACGACGUAUAAGCAUUGGGAUUGAUUGGGUUCUAGUUAUUAACUGGACAUCCCUUUAGAAUUAUGCUGAGUAAAUCAUCAAAAUGGGAAAUCAAAAAGGAAUUAAAUGAAGAAUUUGAUUGCCAGAAAUUGCCAAAUAAGAUAUGUAAAUUAAUUAUGAAGAUGAUUGAUCCAAUACCAUUACAUCGUUUAUCUUUAUAGCAAGUCAAAGAGAUGAGUUGGAUAUAAAAUCUAGAUUCAAGAAAUACAAUUGGUAAUUCGUUUUAAAAAUUAAAAUGCAUAAAAUUUAAUUCAUUAACUUCUGUUUUGACUUAUUUUAUAAUUGAAAGAUUUCUCUAUAAUGAAAAACUGAAACUAACUGAUUUAUUUAGUAAAUAUGAUCUCGAUGCCGAUGGAAAAAUUGAUAUGGUUGAGUUUUUCCAAUUAUUUUCAAUUGCUACAUAAAAUUAUAAAUAUAAAAAGAACAGCGAUAAAAUUUAUGAAGUUUUAGAUGAGGAUGAUAAAUCAAAAAUUAGCUUAUAAUAAUUUUUAAUAGUUGCCAUCGAUUUAGAAUAACUAUUAAAUGAAAAUGUUAUUUCAUAAUCUUAUAUGUAAUUAUCAAAUAAAAAUGGCUAUAUAACUGUUAAAAGUAUUACUAAAAAAAUUGAUAUCGAAGAAUAGCAAUUAUUAGAAAUGUUUUCUGAAGUAACCGAUUUCGAUAGAUUGAACUUCCUUGAGUAUAAGCAAUUAUUGUAAGAUUAUUAAUGA